Messenger RNA from Vitis vinifera (wine grape), 201 nucleotides. The record is from the annotation of a RefSeq genome assembly. NCBI's taxonomy places the organism in Eukaryota, Viridiplantae, Streptophyta, Magnoliopsida, Vitales, Vitaceae.
AUGGAAGCAUUGGUUUAUACAUUCCUCUUAGUCUCGACUCUAGGGAUAAUUUUUUUCGCUAUCUUUUUUCGAGAACCGCCUAAAGAAAAAACUAAAAAGAUGAAAUUCUUUUUCAUUAUCUCAAUUUCAGUAAUGAGCCCCCCAAUAUGGGGAGGCUCAUUACUUCAACUAGUCCCCGUGUUCCUCGAAUGGAUCUCUUAG